This is a messenger RNA of Zea mays, 1885 nucleotides long. RefSeq names its product putative ubiquitin-conjugating enzyme E2 25. The transcript is spliced from 8 exons. Bases 340 to 1551 code for a protein of 403 amino acids. The record is from RefSeq and is a predicted model, not a curated record. Gene Ontology annotation, molecular function: ubiquitin conjugating enzyme activity. NCBI's taxonomy places the organism in Eukaryota, Viridiplantae, Streptophyta, Magnoliopsida, Poales, Poaceae.
GGUAGGGGGGGAGAGGGACUGAGCCUGCAUAAAUCGUCAGCGAAUAGGCCGCCCGCACGACUUCUCUUCCCAAUUCCCAUAGAUCGAUCGCCGACCCCUCGAGCAACGCGAUCGCCCGCCGACCCGACGGCGGCAUGGACACCGAGUCCUUGCAGCAGGGGAGCUCCUCGUCGUGGCACACGACGGGCGCCGUGUCGUGUGGAGCCGCGCAGCAGCAGAAGCGCCAGCGGUGCCAGGGUUCUUCCAGCGAUCAAGCUGGUUCCAGCUCAAGUAGUUCUCUGCAAAUAUCAGAACCAGAACCCCAACAAAUCCAAGAAGAAGAGGAUUACUAUAUGGAGGAUGAUUGUGAUGAUGAUUUUGAUGGCUACGACGAAGAUGAUUAUGACUUCGAUGAAGCUGACUUUAACCAGCACCUUGCUGAUAAAUUUGAUGAUUUGGAUCUUCCUCCAGGCGUGGAGGCCACCGUACCUUGGUUGCAGAAAACUACACCCAAGGAAGAUGUCAAAGAGCCACCUAAAUCAAAUACUGCAGAUGAGAAUGCAAAUAAAUAUACGCAGUUCAAGCAGUUUGAUACUGUUCAGAAUUUCUCUGACCAUUACUACGCUAAGAAUUCUCAUGGAGAGCCAAACAGAGCCUGGUCAAAGAGAGUUCAACAUGACUGGAAACUUCUGGAGAAGGAUCUACCAGGGCCAUGUCUACUGCUGUAAGAAGGUACAAAUCAUCCUGAAUGGUCUGGACAGUGUUUCCCUGGCGUAUAUUUUUGUCCGGGUUGCUGAAGAUAGAAUGGACCUUCUUAGGGCUGCGAUUAUUGGGCCCAAGGGAACACCUUACCAUGAUGGGCUUUUCUUCUUUGAUAUUCACAUUCCCUCUGCUUAUCCUUGUGCUCCCCCGCUGGUAUAUUACCACUCUGGAGGACUUCGGAUUAAUCCAAACUUGUAUAACAAUGGGAAAGUGUGUCUUAGCCUGUUGGGUACCUGGGAUGGUAGAGGUUGUGAGAAGUGGAAUCCAGCUCAAUCGACAAUGCUGCAAGUUCUUGUCUCCAUUCAAGCUCUGAUUUUGAAUGACAAGCCAUAUUACAACGAGCCAGGAUAUGAGUCCUAUGCCAACACUCCGAAUGGAGAGCGGUUGGCUUUGGACUAUAAUGACAACACCUUUCUGCACUCAUGCAAGACUAUGUUAUACUCACUUCGGAGGCCUCCAGAGCACUUUGCAGAUCUUGUCGCUGGCCACUUUCGGGUGCAUGGGCACACGAUUCUCGCGGCAUGCAAGCACUACAUGGCGGGUAAUGAUAUUGGGUCAGUGGUGCCAGAGGAGGAGGAGGAGGAGGAGGAGGAAGAGUCAUCAGAACACAAGAGCGGUGAUGCUGGAGCAUCGGGUAGUGCACCAGAGCUAGGAGUGAUCAAGGCAAUCCCUACGAAGAGACGCAGCUCAUUCAAUCCAAGCUUGAAGGUGCUGUACGAAGAUCUGCUGAUGGAAUUCAAUGUGAAGGGUGCCGACACAAGGAAAUUCAUCGAUGAGAAGUUGAAGAAGAACAAACCUGCAGCCGCCUGAGGAACAUGCUUGCAGGCAAAGCUUUUGUAGGUAUAACUGGUCUUGGUGGUGAUAUCUAGGACCUGGAACUUGCUUGCUCACAUGUAGUAGAGAGUAUGGUUUAGGGGUGGAGUGCUGAGAGAGUUCUCUCUCGGCACUAUUUAUCGCCAAUCUAAAUCUAAUGAUAGGUUUACCGCAUCAUAAAUAUAUAUGUAACGGCUAUAUCGUCUUUCGCUGAUUGUUCUGGCAUAUCAUGAUAGGUUUACCCAAGGACGAAAGCUAAGUACCAAUUGGUUUGGAACUGUAUUACGGUCUACUUGUUUUUAUAUAUUUGACGCCAUAUAGUUCAAUUCUA